UGUGAGAACGCCACGCUAAGUAAGGUGUGCCCUAGUGGAGCUACUUGUAUCAAUUCAUACGGAAGUUACCGAUGUUUCCAAGAAAACGCCAUAGCCUCGGUCUCAGGUGCACAGUCCGGCAAUCCUGACCCUACAGAGACAAGCGUAUCCAGUACAUUACAACAAAAGGGGAUCGGCCUCCAGACAGAUGUGUUAACGAUCUGGAUUGCCAUCAUCACUGGCGCAGUUAUUCUUAACUUCUUGAGCAACUUCGCCAUUUGUCUCAAGCAGCGAAGGUCGGAAACGACCGGAAAAUCCGCGGAGUAUGCAUUUGAUGACAUCCCAGCCUCCAGUACAACCACGAUGGGCGGGUCGACGUCACGUAUGGUUGCUAACUACUGACGUCAUAAACAACAACAGGCAUGACGUCAUGGUGUUCCUAUGAUGUCAAAAUGCUGGUCUUCAAUAAUAGUGACUAAUGAAGGUCUUAUUAUACACUGAAACUUUGUGUUUCAGGUUUUCAUAUUGAACAUUAUACAAUUCAUUCCGUCCCGUGUAUACAAAUAUUCUCUUUAGCCUAAGAAUAUUUUACUAAUUUUAUUUUCGUUUUUUUAUUUUCCGGUCACAUUUCGAUCACUGUUCUAAUGUAUAAAGAGUGCAGUGAUUAAUGUAAUCAUGAAUUCUAAAUCUAUUUUUAAUGUUUGUGAUAAAUAUCGUAAAAAUUGACACGUGGAGGGCAAAGAUACAUAUACCAGCUGCAUAUCAAGAUGCAUCUGUAUCAGCAAUUAAUUUAUUCCAAAUAUUGCAGUUAGGAUAUUUCAUGUUGUACUUCAAUCAUUUUAACGUAUUUUAAUUUUUUACUCAAGGAAAGGAUACAUUUUCGAGAGAGAUUACCUUAUUGUAUUAAACUGUU
Lingula anatina is the source of this 892-nucleotide messenger RNA. RefSeq lists its product as uncharacterized. Gene Ontology annotation, biological process: extracellular matrix organization. The record is from RefSeq and is a predicted model, not a curated record. NCBI's taxonomy places the organism in Eukaryota, Metazoa, Brachiopoda, Lingulata, Lingulida, Lingulidae. Gene Ontology annotation, molecular function: extracellular matrix structural constituent conferring tensile strength; calcium ion binding.